CGUUCAAAGUACUUUAACUUUGGAUCUGGACCGUCCAUUGUCGCUCCUAUAACUCAAUCUCUAACCACACGCUUCUCUCUCUCUUUCUCGCUCUGUUUCUCUCGCCGUCUCGCGUACGCUCUUGUGGCUCUCUGCAACUUCUCAUAUCUAUUCAGGAUCUGAUCUGAUCAGAUAAAAAGAGAAGAAAGAUGUUUGGGAGGGCACCGAAGAAAAGCGAUAACACCAAAUACUAUGAGAUAUUGGGAGUAUCCAAAAACGCCUCUCAAGAUGAUUUGAAGAAGGCUUACAGAAAAGCUGCUAUCAAGAACCAUCCUGAUAAGGGUGGUGACCCUGAAAAGUUUAAAGAGUUGGCUCAAGCUUAUGAGGUGCUGAGUGACCCGGAGAAGCGUGAGAUUUAUGAUCAGUAUGGCGAGGACGCCCUUAAAGAAGGAAUGGGUGGAGGUGGUGGUGGCCAUGACCCAUUUGACAUCUUCCAAUCCUUCUUUGGUGGCAAUCCUUUUGGUGGUGGUGGAAGCAGCAGAGGCCGAAGACAAAGAAGGGGAGAGGAUGUGAUUCAUCCCCUCAAGGUUUCUUUGGAAGAUCUCUACAAUGGAACAUCCAAAAAGCUUUCUCUUUCACGCAACAUAAUUUGCUUCAAGUGCAAGGGUAAGGGAUCUAAGUCUGGUGCAUCAAUGAAAUGUUCUGGUUGUCAAGGGUCUGGAAUGAAAGUCUCCAUCAGGCACCUUGGUCCUUCCAUGAUCCAACAGAUGCAGCAUCCUUGCAAUGAGUGUAAGGGAACUGGUGAGACCAUCAAUGACAAGGAUCGCUGCCCACAGUGCAAGGGUGAGAAGGUUGUGCAGGAGAAGAAAGUCUUGGAAGUUAUUGUUGAAAAGGGUAUGCAAAACGGACAGAGGAUUACUUUCCCAGGAGAAGCUGACGAAGCACCUGACACAGUCACUGGAGACAUUGUAUUUGUCCUACAACAGAAAGAACAUCCCAAAUUUAAAAGAAAGGGAGAUGACUUGUUUGUAGAGCAUACAUUGACACUUACUGAGGCACUAUGUGGCUUCCAGUUUAUAUUGGCUCACUUAGAUGGCAGACAACUCCUCAUUAAAUCACAACCUGGGGAAGUGGUUAAGCCUGAUCAAUUCAAGGCCAUAAAUGAUGAAGGAAUGCCAAUGUAUCAAAGGCCAUUCAUGAGGGGUAAACUUUACAUUCACUUCACCGUUGAUUUCCCCGAUUCCUUGACCCCUGACCAGUGCAAGGCACUAGAGGGUGUGCUACCUCCAAGGACCUCAGUCCAGCUGACUGACAUGGAGCUGGAUGAGUGCGAGGAAACCACUCUGCAUGAUGUUAACAUUGAGGAAGAGAUGCGUAGGAAACAGGCACAGGCUCAAGAGGCUUAUGAGGAAGAUGAGGACAUGCAUGGUGGUGCCCAGAGGGUACAAUGCGCUCAGCAAUGAUAGAUCUGAUGUCAGUAACAGUGGUUUGGCCGAGGAAAUGGACGGAAUGGUUAACAAAAUUAUUUGAGAACAAGAUUCUCAACAUUGUUGGCGUUUGUUGUCUUUUUUCAGAGUGCAAGUCUUAUUUAAUGGAAUACUUGUUAUGCUUUCAAAACUGAUAACGUAUGGAAAGAAUUAGCUUUGGAACUUUACCUACUUGUUAUUGUACACUACCUUUUGCCUA
Messenger RNA from Theobroma umbraticum, 1665 nucleotides. RefSeq names its product dnaJ protein homolog. Lineage: Eukaryota; Viridiplantae; Streptophyta; Magnoliopsida; Malvales; Malvaceae. Gene Ontology annotation, biological process: response to heat; protein folding. Gene Ontology annotation, molecular function: Hsp70 protein binding; ATP binding. The record is from RefSeq and is a predicted model, not a curated record.